Amaranthus tricolor (Joseph's coat) is the source of this 3372-nucleotide messenger RNA. RefSeq names its product putative U-box domain-containing protein 42. The record is from RefSeq and is a predicted model, not a curated record. Gene Ontology annotation, biological process: protein ubiquitination. The coding region runs from base 117 to 3173 and encodes 1018 amino acids. NCBI's taxonomy places the organism in Eukaryota, Viridiplantae, Streptophyta, Magnoliopsida, Caryophyllales, Amaranthaceae. The transcript is spliced from 4 exons. Gene Ontology annotation, molecular function: protein binding; ubiquitin-protein transferase activity.
AUUGUAAUCUGAAAGCAAAAAUCAGUGACUAAUUCAAAAACAGCUCCAAUGACCUUAUUAACCAACCAUUUUCAUGUAUAACUUGUGAUCCCAUUCAGGAAGCUAUAGCAGAUGCAAUGUCAAUACAAUCACCAAGCACUCCGGAUCAAGAUUCGUUGAAUGGAGAUGUUAAGCACAUCAUGAGUGCAGCUAAACAACUUCUUGCAUCACUGUCAGAUAUUACAGCAUCCAUUCCUAAUGUAAAGAUUGAGCAGAAGAACAUUCUUGCCAUUGGAAGCUACUUCUACCGAACUUCUUCAGCUAUCUCGGAGCUUCAAUCUAAAGAUAACAUCUCGAAUGAUGAAACCGACAUACUCGAAUCUUUAUCUCAAAGCUGUAACUUAGCAAAAGGGAUCUUGUCGAAACUUCAGCAAAAUGGACAUACCAUUUCAAAACACGAAGCGAGGCAUAUGAUAAAACAACUCGAACAAAUUGUUAAUCAUAUGGGUCAUGACUUGAGUUUAAUGCCAACAUCUGCAUUCAAGGAUGAUGAGUCAGCAGGAAUCACAAUCCGCACAGUCUCUGACGAGAUGAAAAAAUUCCGUCUUGAGGCCAGUCCGGUUCCACAAACGCAGUCUAAUAGUCAGCAAACCGAGGCAGAUCUUUACUCCAUCAGCAUGGAAGUCUCGACAGAAAAUUCACAUAUGUUUGAUAUUCCGCAACUAAUGAAAGCCCUUAGAAGUUCGAGUGAAAGUAGCGAAAGACAAUCUCGAGCAAGAAACACGAGUAAUAAUAGGUUGUCAAGAAGUGUGACGGAAGCUGCACAACAUAUGGAGCCGAUGUAUAAGAGUUUUGUUUGUCCACUGACAAACCGAAUGAUGGAUGACCCGGUGACUGUUAGUAGUGGAGCGACAUUUGAGAGGAGCGCGAUCACAGAUUAUUUUGAAAAACAUGGUGAUUCGGAGGAAGUAAGAUGUCCUGUCACUGGGGAGAAGCUUGAGAGCAAGGCAAUGAAUCCUAAUAUUGCUUUACGAAACAUAGUACACGAGUGGAAAGACAGAAAUGAUUCUGCACGACUCAAAGUCAUCCGUGCAGCCUUGUCGAUAGGCAGUACCGAGAGUAUGAUACUUGAAGCGUUGAAGGAUUUGCAAAGCAUUUGCCAAAGGAAUCCGAUGAAAACGAAAGAAGUUUACGACAUAGGGAUUAUUCCGUUGCUCGUUAGGCUUCUCGAGUUAAGAGACAGAGCAGUGAGGAUCGCUAUAUUAGAAAUUUUACGACUACUAGUUCAGGAACACGAGGCAAAGGAGCAAAUUGUUAAGACACCAGCUGUUUCUGCAACAAUCAAGAUGCUGUCAAGCAGCUUCCAACCGAUAAGACAUGCUGCGUUGUUGCUCCUAAUUGAGUUUUCGAAAUGUGAAUUUCUGUCAGAAAAAUUGGGUCGUGUCACAGGCGGAAUUCUUAUUCUGAUCCAAACCAAAUUCAACAGAUCAUUAGACACCUUUGCUUCAGAAGCAGCUGAUCAAGUUUUGAGAUACAUGGAGCAGUGUUCUUAUAACAUCAAGUUAAUGGCUGAAAAUGGUUAUUUGGAACCUCUUCUCAACAAUCUUAUUGAAGGAUCAGAGGAUAGGAAGCUAGAAAUGAUGACAUAUCUAGGUGAAAUAACACUUGAAGAUGAUAGCAAGACCUAUGUUGCGGAGAGAACAUCUCCUGUACUCAUCGAAAUGCUGCACGAUGGAAAUCCCUUAACAAGAAAAGCCAUCUUUAAAGCCUUAGCUCAAAUAUCCUCUUAUUCCGCCAGUGGUAAGAUACUAGUAGAAGCCGGAAUAGUAGGCACUAUGGUUGAAGAAAUGUUCACCAAAAAAAUAUAUAGCGAACCAGUCGAUUCACUAAAAGAAGCAUCAGCAAUACUAGCAAAUAUCCUCGAAUCUGGGAUUGGGUUUGAGAAUCUGACAGUAAAUAGUCAAGGCCACACAAUGGUUUCAAGCUAUGUUGUGUUCAACAUCAUCUACAUGAUUAAAAACUCUUCCCCAGAUGAUCUGAAUUUCAAUCUUAUCCGAAUCCUUUACUGCAUGGCGAAAUCUAAGAAGUCAGAUAAUCCGGUUUUUACUGCUGUCAAAGAAAGUGAAGCGAGCUACACGCUUGUUGAACUUAUUAACAACCCGAGUGAUGAAAUAGCGAUUUCAGCUAUUAAACUUUUAACUCUACUUUCAUCCCACAUUGGGCAUUUGCUAAUCGACAGACUUUGUAAGACAAAUGGACAACCGGAGGGACUAAUCGUAGGCCCGUCAGAUCCUAGUCAGAUCACCGAAAGGCAAGCUUUAUCGGUCUCUUUUCUGGCUAAACUUCCACAUCAGAACCUUACUCUGAAUCUUGCUUUACUUAGUAAGAACACAAUCCCGGGAAUCUUACAAUCGAUAAAUCGAAUCCAAAGAAAUGGAACAAGACAAAACAGGUUUGCGGGUAUGUAUAUGGAGGGUCUAGUGGGUGUACUAGUCAGAUUUACAGCUACAUUGUAUGAUCCUCAAAUGCUGUUUCAGGCGAUAUAUCAUAAUUUUACCGCGGUGUUAACUGAUUUGCUUACGGAAACAUCAAGAGACGAGGUUCAAACAUUAGCCGCUACAGCAUUAGAGAAACUCUCGACACAAUCUAUACGUCUCUCAAAGCCACCACAAAAAACCCGAAAGAAGCUUUUCAACCUAUUCUCCUUGCCAAGUCGGUAUUCAAAGAAAACGAAAGUAGAACUCUGUGUAGCUCACAAAGGCGUAUGCUCUCAACAAACAACAUUUUGCUUGAUUGAAGCAGGGGCAAUUGAGAGACUCUUAGCAUGUCUCGACCACCCGAAUGUUUUGGUGGCAGAAGCUGCACUGUCAGCACUAUCUACAUUACUCGAUGAGAAGGUCGAUGUGGAGCAGACUGUGAAGAUGCUUGAUGAGAUGAAUGUUACACAGCGCGUGCUAAAAGCAGUGAGAUACCACAAGAACGAAAGUCUAUGGCAGAAAGCGUUUUGGAUGAUCGAGAGAUUCUUACUCAAAGGCGGGCAAAGAUCUAUGUCUCUAGUAUCACAAGACAAGUUAUUCUAUAUUUCGGUGGUGACUGCCUUCCAUCACGGAGAUGCAUAUACACGACAAAUGGCAGAAAACAUUCUUCGAUACCUAGACAAGAUGCCGAGUCUUACUGGCACCUUUACCACAUAGUUUUCAACUUUUCCCCCAUUGUUUAGGAUAUGGCAAUAUAGUGCUUUAGAAGGUGCUGAUCUUUUCAGCAUACUGAUGUAAGGAAUAAUACAUAAAUAAAUAGUCAAAAACAGAUACUUGUACAAACUUCAUAGACAUAGACAUUGUUGCUCCUAGAAGAUAUAUGAAAUGACUUGUUGAGUUGGUUUUGUUGGAAAAA